Molecule: messenger RNA, 1149 nt
Organism: Pneumocystis jirovecii RU7
Lineage: Eukaryota; Fungi; Ascomycota; Pneumocystomycetes; Pneumocystales; Pneumocystaceae
Product: TATA-binding protein-associated factor TAF7
Exons: 5
Coding region: 1-1149 (382 amino acids)
Biological process (GO): RNA polymerase II preinitiation complex assembly; transcription initiation at RNA polymerase II promoter
Cellular component (GO): transcription factor TFIID complex
Molecular function (GO): RNA polymerase II general transcription initiation factor activity
Source: RefSeq, a predicted model, not a curated record
AUGUUAAAAAUCAAGGUUAAAGUAGGAGGAACAGGAGAUAAAAAGAAUACACAGCCAAAAAUCAAGGCUAAAUCAUCAGGAUUAGCACAAAAUAGCAGUGGAACAAAGAUUCGUCUAAGGGCAUACCGAGAAUCAGGAUUAGGAUAUGAUUCAGAGGCAUCAGAUAGAGAAGAUGAUCCACAUAUUGAGCAGCAGUUUAUUCUAAGAAUGUGUAAGGGAGAAGAUCUGGAGUAUUUAAGGAAAGCAGUUGAAGAAAAAACGAUUGGAAAUGGAGCAGAUUUUUCUAUAAAAUUUAAAGACAACCGGAGGGCAGUGGUUUUUGUGAAUGGGCAUAUGUAUUCAGCAAAGUUGGUAGAUUUACCAUGUAUUAUAGAAUCUAGCAAGACAUUUGAUAGAAAGACGAUAUAUAAAGUAGCAGAUAUUUGUCAGAUGCUUUUAGUUGGAGAUAGGAUUGAGGAUGAAGAGGUGGUAACGGUGGUUCCGAUAAAACAUUCAGAAUACGUGUAUCCACAUGGGUUAACGCCUCCAUUAAAAUGGGUGAGGAAAAGACGAUUUCGAAAGAGACUUUCGCAUAAGACAAUCGAAAUGAUUGAAGCAGAAGUGACUAGACUGCUUUCUUUGGAUGCUAUAGCAGAAUCAUCAACGUAUGAAGUGAUUCCUGCUUCUUUUGUUAGCAGAGAAGGGUCUCUUUCUCUAGACAAUGAAUCAUCAUUUGAUACCAAAAAUUUAUAUAAAAAAGUAGGAUAUUACGAAAAUACAGAUACAGUAGAUAUAGAAAGUGAGAAUUAUAAUGAAGCAGAUGAAGAUUAUCUUGCAGAUCAGUUAGAACAGGCGAUGAUGGAAGUCGAUAAUAGAGAGGAAAGUCAGGCUCCUACGUUUACAAAGGAAACGGAAACACCUCAAGAUGACUCAGGAAGCGAUGAUAAUGAAGAUUCGAGCGAAGAAAUGGACGAAGAAAUGAGAUGGGCUGCAGAUCAUCAAAGAUUAUUGGAUGAUGAAAUAGCAGAACUUAAUGCUACAAUUGCUUCAAAUUUGGAAAAAUUAAAAACGACUACAAAUCCAAUACUUCAAAAGCGUUUUGAAGAUAUCGUUAGAAAACUUAGGUCUGAGUUAGAUCUUAAACAAUCCCAAGAUGAAAAUAAAACAUAA